Messenger RNA from Misgurnus anguillicaudatus (oriental weatherfish), 767 nucleotides. NCBI's taxonomy places the organism in Eukaryota, Metazoa, Chordata, Actinopteri, Cypriniformes, Cobitidae. The record is from RefSeq and is a predicted model, not a curated record.
AUACAGAACAUGAAACAGCACUAACCUGUAAGAAGUGUCUCACUUUUUAUGAAACCUAUAUUCAACUAAGCCCUGCUCAGAUGGAGAAGUUGACCGAAGAGACACAGGUCCAGAGUGCAUCACAACUUUGGCAUGAUGCAAGGAAACUGCGAUUAACUGCGAGCACAGCAAAGAGAGCCCCUAAACGAAGCACUACUAACCCACAAAAAUUCCUGAAUGAACACUUGCAUCCCACCUUCACUGGCAAUACUGCAACUAAAUAUGGAAAAGAAAAUGAGGAUAUAGCCAUACAGCUCAUGGAGGCUCAUGGGCACACUGUGGAGAGGAAAGGCCUGGUGGGGUGUCCUGACCAUCCCUGGUUUGCAGCCAGCCCAGAUGGAAUUUUGGACUCCACACAGCUUCUUGAGAUAAAGUGUCCCCUAAAGAGUGCCACGUCACUUGCAGAAUUUCUUAGUCGGCCAAAUGGUGACAUCAGAUGCUUAAGUGAUGGGAAGUAUCUCAUCCUUCCCAAUGGGCAAAGUGGAUACUACCUCCAGAUCCAGCUGACAAUGAUGUGCCUGGGGCUGCAGAGCUGCAAGCUGGUUAUCUGGACAUCAACUGAGCACCUGGAGUUAGACAUUUCAUUUGACAAAAAAUAUACAGAUGCACACAUGAAACACCUCCAGAAUUUUUAUUUUUUACACAUGCUUCCAAGAUUAGUGGAUGAUUUUGUUGCAAAGAAAUUGAAGCUCUGCCCCAAAUACCUGGAUCUUUUGAAAAUACAGUAA